AAGGGGGGGCGCUCCCAAAAUGGCGGCGCUGGGCCGGCGGCUGCUGGGGCUGCGAGCGGCGGUGGGGAGGCGGGGGGCGCAGAGUCAAGGCCCCCCAGGCCCCCCCGCCGACCCCCAGGUGCCCCCCCAGACCCGCCCGUACCCCGGCGUGGUGGAGUCGACGGCCGAAUUUGCCUUCGUGGAGCGCUUGCUGCCCCCCAGCCGCGUCCCCGACCCCCCCGCGCACCCCACCUACCCCACGCCCUCGGGCUGGAGCCCCCCGCGAGCCCCCGACCCGGCGCUGCCCUACUUCGUGCGCCGGUCCCGCAUGCACAACGUCCCCGUGUACCGGCACCUCAGGGCGGGCACCCGCAGGACCACCGUGCUGCGCCGCAUCGAGGGCGACAUCUGGGCGCUGGAGGCCGAGCUGCGGGCGUUCGUGGGGCAGCGGCUGGGCCGGGAGCCGCUGACGCAGGUGAACGAGGUGACGGGGACGCUGCGGCUCAAGGGCCACGUGGACGCCGAGGUGCGCGCCUGGCUGCUGCAGAAGGGCUUCUGAAAGCGCCGAAACGGGGCAAAACCGGGCAAAAACCCCUCGCGGGGGGGGCGGAGGGACCCCGAAACGGGGCACAGCCUGCCCCCGAAAGGCGGAGGGGCCCCAAAACGCGGCCGAACCCGGUCGGGAACGGAGUAAAGUGGUUAAUAAAUGGGGGGAGUUCCUGAAAA
Molecule: messenger RNA, 705 nt
Organism: Cygnus atratus (black swan)
Lineage: Eukaryota; Metazoa; Chordata; Aves; Anseriformes; Anatidae
Gene: MRPL49
Product: mitochondrial ribosomal protein L49
Exons: 4
Coding region: 20-538 (172 amino acids)
Biological process (GO): translation
Cellular component (GO): ribosome; mitochondrial large ribosomal subunit
Molecular function (GO): structural constituent of ribosome
Source: RefSeq, a predicted model, not a curated record